AGUACCUACUUCAAAGAAAACUAGAGAAAAAAAAAAAAAACAGAAAACUCGCUGCAACACUUUCUCUUCUCUUCCUUGUUUUCUUUUUUUGCCCUACUGUGUUAGGGUUUCAAGUUCCAUUUUUUUCUCUUCUUGCUAAUGCAUUCAAGCUUUCUUGUUUCUUUCUUGAUUUGUUUCUUGUUGGUUUCUUUAACGAUUGUUGUUCAAAGUUCUUCUUUCUGUUUUUGGGAUCUUGAUCAAGGGUUCUUAUUCUUCUUCUUUUGGAUUCAAUCAUGCCUGCUCUUGUUAACUACAGUGGUGAUGAUGAAUUCUAUUCUGGGGGGUCUUUGUGUGCAAAUCCCAUGGAUUUGGGUAGAUAUUAUUCUAUUGGCUCCCACGUUGAUGCAUACAGCCCUCCUUGCAAGCGGGCGCGCAUUAGUUCCCCAUUUCUCUUUGGAUCAUCUGAGUUUGAGCAGAAUAAGCAGCCAUCAAUUGAUGUUCUUCCAGAUGAAUGCCUCUUUGAGAUCUUUAGGCGCAUCCCUGGUGGCAAAGAAAGGAGUGCUUGCGCUUGUGUCUCCAAGCGCUGGCUUACACUAUUGAGCAGUAUACGGAGGGCUGAACUUUGCAAUGAGAGAAUAGUUCCUGGUUGCAAUGAUGUAGAGAUGGCAUCUUCUUGUGACGAAAAUGGGGAAAUUGAGAGUGAUGGGUACCUUACACGGUCUUUGGAAGGAAAAAAAGCAACUGAUAUGAGACUUGCUGCAAUUGCUGUUGGAACUAGUGGACAUGGUGGGCUAGGUAAGCUUUUGAUCCGGGGAAGCAACUCUAUCCGUGGAGUAACCAACCUUGGUCUAACGGCAAUUGCUCGAGGCUGCCCAUCUUUGAGGUCUCUUUCUUUAUGGGAUGUUCCGAGUGUUGCGGAUGAAGGUCUAUUCGAGGUGGCAAAAGAAUGUCAUUUGUUAGAGAAGCUUGACCUUUGUAAUUGCCCUUCAAUUACCAACAAGGGUUUAAUUGCAAUUGCUGAGAACUGCUCCAACUUGAUCUCUUUAAAUAUUGAAUCUUGUCCAAAGAUAGGUAAUGAGGGCAUACAAGCUAUUGGAAAGUUUUGCAAUAAACUACAGUCUAUAUCAAUUAAAGACUGUCGUCUUGUUGGGGAUCAUGGAGUAUCUAGUCUAUUGUCCUCAGCCACCAAUGUAUUAUCAAAGGUAAAGCUUCAGGCCUUGAACGUCACAGAUUUCUCUCUCGCAGUAAUUGGGCACUAUGGCAAGGUUGUUACCAAUCUCGUCCUCAGUAAUCUUCAGCAUGUGAGUGAGAAGGGCUUUUGGGUCAUGGGUAAUGCUCAGGGUUUGCAGAAAUUGAUGUCUUUGACAAUUUCUUCUUGUCGGGGGAUAACAGAUGUAAGUAUUGAAGCUAUAGCAAAAGGCUGCACAAACCUGAAGCAGAUGUGUCUUCGUAAGUGUUGCUUUGUCUCAGACAAUGGGCUGGUCUCCUUUGCCAGAGCUGCAGGAUCUCUUGAAAGCCUGCAGUUGGAAGAGUGUAACAGAGUUACUCAAUCAGGGAUUGUUGGUGCAAUCUCAAACUGUGGAACAAAGUUGAAAGCUCUUAGCCUAGUGAAGUGUAUGGGGAUUAGAGAUGUAGCAUCACAAAUGGUAGUUUCUUCUCCUUGUAGCUCUCUGCGAUCCUUGUCCAUUAGAAAUUGCCCAGGAUUUGGCAGUGCUAGUUUGGCCUUGGUAGGCAAGUUGUGCCCUCAGCUUCAGCAUGUAGAUCUCAGUGGCCUCUGUGCAAUUACAGAUUCUGGGCUUCUCCCACUCUUGGAGAGCUCUGAGGCAGGACUUGUUAAGGUUAAUCUUAGUGGCUGCAUGAAUUUGACUGAUGAAGUGAUUUCAGCCUUGGCUAGGAUACAUGGUGGAUCUCUUGAAUUGUUGAAUCUGGAUGGUUGCAGGAAGAUUACAGAUGCUAGCUUGAAAGCUAUCACUCACAACUGUUUGUUUCUUAGUGAUCUAGAUGUGUCUAAAUGUGCUGUCACUGAUUCUGGAAUUGCUACCCUGUCUAGCGCAGAUCGGCUCAAUCUUCAAGUCCUUUCCCUGUCAGGCUGUUCUGAAGUAUCAAAUAAAAGCUUUCCUUUCCUAAAGAAAUUGGGCAGGACUCUGAUGGGUUUAAAUCUCCAAAACUGCAGUUCUAUCAGCAGCAACACAGUUGAGCUGCUUGUGGAGAGCUUAUGGAGAUGUGAUAUCCUAUCCUAAUCAGGAAGAGGAGGAACACCGAGUCAAAUGUGCAGAAUUGAAGACAGUGGACUGCCUUGGGGUGGGCAGAAUUGAAGGCAUUAGACUGCCUUAGGACGUUCAAGGAUUUCAGUUGGAUUUGAUAGAUUGUGGAAGGAUUGAGUUUCUUCAGUCAGCUUACACGGAUAGCAGCAUUCAGCAUAGGUUUUUGGCCCAUCAGCAAACGGGUCCCUCUUGUAACUGUGGUUUGGUUAUUUUCCAGAGAACUUUGGCAGGUCAUUCCUCCAUCUUUUUUGCAGGCUUUCCUCGUGUUGAAAGCUUGUUGCGACUGUUUAACCCCCAUUGACUGGGAGGCCUCCUCUUUCAUGGCCAUUGUUUUUUGAGAAUACAGUUACCAAGCUCUAGUUUAUAUUUUCCCUUGUGGCUACUGGCUGCUCCCUUUCACAUCAUGUCAAAUCCUUGUUAUGUUUUGCUGGAUGUAAACAUAGCCCCCACCCCCAGUAUUUAGCUAUUGUCAUAUGUUAUAUGUUGUUCUAUGGUAUGCUGAUCGCAUGAUCAAGCUUUCAUCAUUUCGGUCAUAUCCAGUCGUUUUAAUGGGUUCAUGUUUGUUGUAAGUGUCUUAAUAAAGGGCAGUGGUGCUUGAAGCCCUUAUCAGCGAUCAGGUGUCUCGUAUGUUUUCGUUUAUCCAAGUCCUCUGUGUGUAAGGUUGCUUAGCGCAGUUCUUUAUCUAGGUUCCUCAGAUAGGCAGGUUUUGGCUGUGGUAUCUGGUUCAUCCCUUUUGCCACUACAACAUUGUUUGUUUUUAAGACCAGACCUGAUAUUUCAGGCUUCUCUCUGAUUAGGAAUUGUACUUUGCAACUACUUGAAUAAAAUGUAAUGCUUUUCCCUUUCUUAUGCAA
Ricinus communis (castor bean) is the source of this 3097-nucleotide messenger RNA. Its product is annotated as EIN3-binding F-box protein 1. NCBI's taxonomy places the organism in Eukaryota, Viridiplantae, Streptophyta, Magnoliopsida, Malpighiales, Euphorbiaceae. Gene Ontology annotation, biological process: SCF-dependent proteasomal ubiquitin-dependent protein catabolic process. Gene Ontology annotation, cellular component: SCF ubiquitin ligase complex. The record is from RefSeq and is a predicted model, not a curated record. Bases 273 to 2219 code for a protein of 648 amino acids. Gene Ontology annotation, molecular function: protein binding. The transcript has 2 exons.